AUGUCCGAAGGCGUCUUCCAGGUCUUCUCCGAGGGUAUUCUUGAGCCAUCCGUGAUCGGAGUUUCUCCCCUGGUGAAACUUGGAUUUGCGCAGAAAGGGACAGUGGCAGUCUCGCUGCUCAGACCUGUCAUCGUGCAGCCACUCCGUCCCCUGCCGUCUCCUUUCCCCGGAGCCCAGCUCCUCCAGCUCUGCGAGGUGCCCAGGGCUGUGGGGCCGACUAGCGAUGGAGUGAGCCCAGCGAUGGAGCUAGCGGGGACCCAGACCCGCUUCAGCCAGGAGCCAGCUGACCAGACUGUGGUUGCCGGACAGCGGGCGGUGCUCCCCUGUGUGCUCCUCAACUACUCUGGGAUUGUGCAAUGGACCAAGGACGGGCUGGCCCUGGGUAUGGGCCAGGGUCUCAAAGCUUGGCCACGGUACCGGGUUGUGGGCUCUGCGGACGCCGGUCAGUACAACCUGGAGAUCACCGAUGCCGAACUCUCGGACGACGCUUCUUACGAGUGCCAGGCCACGGAGGCCGCCCUGCGCUCCCGGAGGGCCAAGCUCACCGUGCUCAUCCCCCCAGAGGACACCAGAAUUGAUGGAGGCCCUGUGAUUCUGCUGCAGGCGGGCACCCCCCACAACCUCACGUGCCGAGCCUUCAACGCCAAGCCUGCAGCCACCAUCAUCUGGUUCCGGGACGGGACGCAGCAGGAGGGCGCUGUGGCCAGCACGGAACUGCUGAAGGACGGGAAGAGGGAGACCACCAUCAGCCAGCUGCUCAUUAACCCCACGGACCUGGACAUCGGGCGCGUCUUCACCUGCCGCAGCAUGAACGAGGCCAUCCCCAGCGGCAAGGAGACUUCCAUUGAGCUGGAUGUGCAUCACCCUCCUACCGUGACCCUGUCCAUUGAGCCGCAGACGGUGCAGGAAGGCGAGCGUGUUGUCUUCACGUGCCAGGCCACAGCCAACCCCGAGAUCCUGGGCUAUAGGUGGGCCAAGGGGGGCUUCCUGAUUGAAGAUGCCCAGGAGAGCCGCUACGAGACCAACGUCGACUACUCCUUCUUCACGGAGCCCGUGUCUUGUGAGGUCCACAACAAAGUGGGCAGUACCAACGUCAGCACUUUAGUAAACGUCCACUUUGCCCCCCGGAUUGUAGUUGACCCCAAGCCCACGACUACGGACAUUGGCUCUGAUGUGACGCUCACCUGUGUCUGGGUGGGGAAUCCGCCGCUCACCCUCACCUGGACCAAGAAGGACUCAAACAUGGGGCCCAGGCCUCCUGGCUCCCCACCCGAGGCUGCUCUCUCUGCCCAGGUUCUGAGUAACAGCAACCAACUGCUUCUGAAGUCGGUGACCCAGGCCGAUGCCGGCACCUACACCUGCCGGGCCAUCGUGCCUCGGAUCGGGGUGGCUGAGCGGGAGGUGCCCCUUUAUGUGAAUGGGCCCCCCAUCAUCUCCAGCGAGGCGGUGCAGUACGCUGUGAGAGGCGACGGUGGCAAAGUGGAAUGCUUCAUAGGGAGCACUCCACCCCCCGACCGCAUCGCUUGGGCAUGGAAGGAGAACUUCCUAGAGGUGGGGACCCUGGAACGAUACACGGUGGAGAGGACCAACUCGGGCAGCGGGGUGUUGUCCACACUCACCAUCAACAACGUCAUGGAGGCCGACUUCCAGACCCACUACAACUGCACGGCCUGGAACAGCUUUGGGCCUGGCACAGCCAUCAUCCAGCUGGAAGAGCGAGAGGUGUUACCUGUGGGCAUCAUCGCGGGGGCCACCAUCGGCGCAGGCAUCCUGGUCAUCUUCUUCUUCAUUGCCUUGGUAUUUUUCCUCUAUCGACGCCGCAAAGGCAGUCGUAAAGAUGUGACCCUGAGGAAGCUGGACAUCAAGGUGGAAACCGUGAACCGAGAGCCACUCACCAUGCAUUCUGACCGGGAAGACGAUACUGCCAGCGUCUCCACGGCCACCCGGGUCAUGAAGGCCAUCUACUCGUCCUUUAAGGAUGAUGUGGAUCUGAAGCAGGACCUGCGCUGUGACACCAUCGACACGCGGGAGGAGUAUGAGAUGAAGGACCCCACCAAUGGCUACUACAAUGUGCGCGCCCACGAAGACCGCCCGUCCUCCAGGGCAGUGCUCUAUGCCGACUACCGCGCCCCUGGCCCUGCGCGUUUUGAUGGUCGCCCCUCAUCCCGUCUCUCCCACUCCAGCGGCUAUGCCCAGCUCAAUACCUACAGCCGGGCCCCCGCCUCUGACUAUGGCCCUGAGCCCACAGCCGCUGGCCCUGCUGCCCCUGCGGGCACCGACACCACCAGCCAGCUGUCCUACGAGAACUACGAGAAGUUCAACUCCCACCCCUUCCCCGGCGCAGCUGGGUACCCCACCUACCGGCUGGGCUACCCGCAGGGCCCACCCUCCAGCCUGGAGCGGACCCCGUACGAGGCGUAUGACCCCAUCGGCAAGUACGCCACGGCCACCCGGUUCUCCUACACCUCCCAGCACUCGGACUACGGCCAGCGGUUCCAGCAGCGCAUGCAGACUCACGUGUAGGGGCCAGACCUGGCGGGGGCAUCUCUGCGGGGCAGAGGAGAAGGCUUCUCACAGCUGUUCCCUGAUAUUCAGGGGCGUUGCUAAUUGCUCCCUUCUUGGACCAGCCUUCCUCCUCCCACCAAGGCAGGUGGGGAGCAGGUCUCCCAGAAACACCCCGUCCCGAGGAUGGUGCUCUGCGCAUGCCCCAGCCUCCUGGGCCUGCCCUUCCCUCUUCUUCGGGAGGUUGUGUCUCUUCCCACCUGUGCCCUUGCUGACCCCAGCACGGGGACAGGGAAAGUCAAGGGGAGACUUGACUUGGGGAGAACAGAGGGGGCACUUUUUAGCAUUCCCUUUCUAUCCCGCCCCUCUGGUCUCCCAUAAACAGGCAGGGAGGAUACGCGGGGGACGGCAGGCUUUGACCUAGGGGACAUUUAAGGACGGGAGUGGGUGGCUGUAGCACAGACAGAUGGAAAACAGGAUAGCCCACCCAGUCCCUUUGUUUGCUCUCUUGUCUUGAGUGCAUCUGUCCCUCAGGGCACUGGAGAAGGGACCUUGGGUUCAUGUUGGCUCUUGUCUAUAGAACAGCCCUGGGAGCCUUGGCUCAGCUGGGAUCAAAAUGUCAGUCACCCUAGCUGCCUCUGUGGAUAUCUGUCAGGGUGCAGAGGGAUCCAGAAAUCUCCAGCAGCACUGCUCCCUUCUUCCCUUCUCCCUGUGCUGGGCCCACCCAGAUAAGUUGCAAGUGUGGUGGAGAAGGAAAGGUCAGGUCCCGUGUCCUGAUGGAUCAGCAAGAAGCCACUGUGCGCUGCUGCUGCUGCUGCUGCGUGGCAGUUCCCAGAACCCACACCAGAGGGAGGCACUCGAGCCCCGUUUUCUGCCCCACUUCCUGGCUUUAACUCUUGAGCCUGCUUGGGGAGUAAGUAGUAGGUUGAGAUAGAGCUAUUGUUGCAAGCUAUUUUGCAAAGGCAACAACAACAACAACAAAAAAUGAUGAAAACCUCAUCUGGAAAGAAGCUGUAGGGGUUACCUCGCCCAAAUACAAGUCCCAGUGGAAAGAAAAAGGGAUACCUGUUCUUCUCCACCAAGUUCCCGACACCUUCCAUUACCCUUUCAGUCUCUAAGCACUUUGAAUUCAUUUUAUACAUUCAGGUGGUCCAGGUGGGCUCCAACAGGGUUAGGGAAGGGCAUGGGUCUCUGACUCUGCUGUCUUACCCUCAGCCCCACCAGCUGCUUAGGGCCCACCUCCCAGAGGGCCGGGAGAGGUUCUCUCUAGGAAAGUUCUGGUUUAAGUGUCUUUUUUCCCUCCUUGGACCAAUCCGACUCCUUCCUCCACUUCAGUGCCUUGAGUGUCUAGCUUUGGGUGACCGUCCCUGUGUGGGCGGUUGGGCAGGGAGCGGUACUUGGGAAGCUCCAGACAGGCUGUCAAGGGUUACCGUGUCAGAGGAGAGUGAGGGGAGAGGACCUGGAGGGGAAAGGAGGCCUGGAGAUGGCCCUGAGGGAGAGCUCAGCGCCGACCCGGGUGGAGAAGGAGGCACGGAAGGGCACUGCGGGCAUUCCAAAGCCCAUGCUCUCUCGUCCCACCCCCACGUGCACCCGCGCCCACGCACAUUCCAUGCCAUCACUUCUCAGCUGCCACCUUCUGACCAAAGAGAACAGGCACCCCAAAGAGAAUCGGUACCCUUGCCUGGCCUUGUCUGCCCGAGGAGCUGCGUCUGCAGCUUGCCUCCUCCACCCAUGGCCAGCCCGAUGGGAGGGGGACUCCGGUGCAAUUCCCAGAAUGCUCCUUGCCCUUUCUCGGUGGUCACCAUUCAUUAGUCAUGUUCGCUUUAAUGAGUUACAUGCUCAUCAGCCACGGGCCAUCACCACCCCUUGCAGAUGGGUCCGUGGGGUGACAUUCCUAGACACCCUCUCACUGGUGAAGACUAAGUCAUACCCUGGAGCCAGCAGCUGCAGUUCUAGCCUGCCCCUGUGUCCUCUGCCACUUGAGAGGGACAGUCUUUGCAGAACGGGACCUACCUGGCUUCCAGCUGUAUCCCACCCCUGGAAGCUCAUAUGGUCCCACGGAGUCCUCUCAUGAGAGCCCAGAGAGAAGGCUUUAAGAAUGCAGGUUCCUGUGCAGAUAAAUUUGUGCAAAUUCUUCAUAGGCACCAGCAGCUAUGGCUAAUCUAAACAACUGAAGCCUAAAUAGGGUUACCUUUAAAACAGGAGAAUUCAAGGUAUUCAAUUGUGUUUGGGAAUUGCGCUUUUCGGUUUUAACUGUGGAAACCUGCAUGGUGGGCCAAGUGGGAUAGCUUAUCUAGGGAGGAGAAGAUGCCCUGGAUCCCAGAGCUCUGUUAUCUGAAGCUAUAGUCCCCAACAUUGCAUUGCCCCAGGACUUGGCAAUCCUGAUUCCCUUGGACAUUACCAUCCCAGUGGGAAGGGCACGGGGCUAGUGAUCAGGAGAUCCAGGACCCAGUUCCGGUGCUGGGUUCAUUCACAGAGUGGCCUAACCUCUAUGUCCAUUGCCUCCAACUUUCUGUCCUGCGAGAUGAGGGGAGAGCGUUACACAAACCUGAAAGGAUUCCGUUUUGGCUUUGUUCAUCUGAGGAGGUGCCAUGCAGGGCUGUGCAUCCCUGGCAAGGAGUUGGGAGCAGUCAGCAAUCCGUGAGGGCUGGGGAGCUCAGGGGUUCUCCCCUACUGAAAGAAGCUUUCACCGUGUGCUUCAUUAUCUUGUCAGAAGUGUUGUGAGUUAAUUUCCACCAGAAACCCCUUUAUUACAAGCAGCAACAGCUACCCUAGUUAUCUGUGCUGCUUCCCCCUUGAUUCUCACAGGUUUGCAAAGAAGACUGUGGCUAGAGAAGGGCAGAGUGGGUUUCCUUUAGUUUGCUCCCAGGUGACAGGCAUCUGUUUCUUGGCAGGGAGUGGUAAUUGGUCCUGGAAACACUCUAUGGCCCAAAGGAUAACUCCUCCUGCUUACUGAACAAGGUGAAGCCUGCAGUCCAGAUGUUUCGACCUGGGCUGGGAGUGGGUCCAGCUGACCUCUCCAUGAGGGAGCAGCAGGUGGGGGGAAGAGGAGGCAGGUGGUUUUGACAUAAGCUUUGGGUCCCAAAGGGUUCUUAUUACCUUGGAUCAGCCAUGGUCUCUGCUUGUGAAGGGCCCAGCCUGCAUCCUAAAUCCUGGAUCCCUCAAAGUCCAGCCAUAGAGUUUGCAUGAAAGAAAACUCAUCGUAGUGAGAAAGGACAGUAGUAGCCAGGCCUGAGAGCAGUGCUAGGUUCUCAAAUAUCGAGCUUGGAAUGGAAGGUUAGUUUGACCACCCUGUCUGCCAGCGAUACUUAUCCGGCAGUUUCUGCUUUCCUUGCGAUUUUGAGGGAAGCUUCUUCUGCCUUUCGGGAUGGAGCACAUUGCAGGGGAGUCUCUUGCCCUCCAUUCCUGGGUGGACCUGUAGACAUUGUCAGGAGCAUCAAGUCCCGGGCUCCUUAGAGUCAGAUGGCCACCAACACGGUACACCUGGCCACAAACAGCAAUGUUAGCCCAGUGGGGUGUGUGGAAACCAAGGUUAAGGCCAAGACCCCAACUGGGAGUGAGCUGACUUGGUCACAGCCUUACUCUUUGCUGUGUGGACGGUUUGUCCCUAUGGCUGAACUGCAGGACCUCCCAAAGCUGCCCUGGGCUCGGAAACCCUGGUUCUCUAUCAUUUCAGUUCUGUGUGACCUGAGGCAGGUCACUGCUCUGUGCCUCUGCAGCCCGUUCCGCAUGUCGGGGGAGCCGCGGGAGAGAACUAGUCAGGCUCCUGACCCUGGUGAGCCCAGAUAGGGUGUCAUGAGGGGACACUGAGGCGCACCGGCAGACCAGCGUCAUUACGCAUUCAUUUUUGUGAAAAGGCUACAGAAUGAGCAUCUAUAGAUCUCAUUCCCUUUCUCCAUGUCCCCCAGGGUAUUUCUCCUCCUCUUGUCAAAGCCUGGCUGUUGGUGAGGCUGUUGGCUCGCCUCUGGCAGCUUGGUUCUGACACUCAUCCUCUGGGCUGCUGAGGAGAGGCCCAGUGGCUGGGGGAUCUCUGAAUUGGGGAGAUGGGGCAGAAUCCCAUUUUCUUGUAUCACUGUGAGGGAGCUCCAGGCCCUGCCCCUGGAGAGAUCAUUGCUGCGCAGAAGUCCCAGGCCAUACCGGGCAGUUCUGGUACAGGCCUGCCCUUAAAAAAAAAUAAUAACAACAAUAAUAAUAACUCCAUGUGCAUA
Molecule: messenger RNA, 6710 nt
Organism: Ictidomys tridecemlineatus (thirteen-lined ground squirrel)
Lineage: Eukaryota; Metazoa; Chordata; Mammalia; Rodentia; Sciuridae
Source: RefSeq, a predicted model, not a curated record